Molecule: messenger RNA, 855 nt
Organism: Nanorana parkeri
Lineage: Eukaryota; Metazoa; Chordata; Amphibia; Anura; Dicroglossidae
Gene: PNRC2
Product: proline rich nuclear receptor coactivator 2
Exons: 1
Coding region: 25-429 (134 amino acids)
Biological process (GO): nuclear-transcribed mRNA catabolic process, nonsense-mediated decay
Cellular component (GO): nucleus; P-body
Source: RefSeq, a predicted model, not a curated record
UUUAAGGUGACGUAAAGUUUGACAAUGGGAGGAGGUGAAAGAUUUAACAUUCCUAUUCAACAGCAUAGGCUUAGUCUCGGCAAACAGAACAACCGGCAAAAAUUAGUAGAGCGGAACAAUCAGAAAAUCAAUACUUCUCAUGGAAAAGACAGAGGUCGUGGUCCAUCUGGCUUUGCAUGGCAGGCCAUGCAAAACAGAGCAAAUAAUAAUCGUUCCUCAAACCAGAACUGGUUUUCGGGUUUCCCUGGGCCGAAUAACUUCUUAAAUUGUGAUGAAAACCAGAAUUAUGCCGGUGCCAAAUUCAGUGAGCCACCAUCACCAAGUGUUCUUCCAAAGCCACCAAGCCACUGGGUACAUCUGACGUGUAGUCCUGCCGACAAAGAAUUCAUGUCUUUCCAACUGAAGACACUGCUGAAGGUCCAGGCCUAAGAAGCCUGGGAAAAAUCAAUUGAGCAGAUACAGGCCAUUACCGAGUUGCAAGUUGAAGACUGUUUCUUUUUCGCUUCUUCAGCUAUUAAUGUAUCAUAAGGCACAUAAACCAGUAUGAGAUGGAUCCGCUCUGGCUAAAGUCACUCAGGAGCUAGACUGAACUUAAUGUGAGGAGACACUUCUGUGAAGACUCCUGCAUCUGAAGCACUUUUUUUUUCACAGCAUCAAUUGUGCGUAUUGCACUGCAUUUUCUUGUUUCACCCCCUAACCAAAUUAAGUAUAUACAAUACUUUGCACUUGAAGUGAACUGGUGGGUGCAUCUAAAGCUGGUUUGGAACAUGUAGCAUUCUCCAGCUAGUCUUUACCUGUACUUUACCUUUUUCUUGUAUAUUUUUAAUUUGCUUGUGCUGUGAUGACUCUUGUGUA